CUUGAUUAUUUGGAUGCGCGCGCAUCGACAGGCCGCCAUCUUUAAUAUCACAUGACCCUCUUUACGUGUCCCGUGACCAGCUCACGUGAAUUUUGACAAAAUUCAAACAUUUUUUGGUCGGGGACAAUGGAUAUGUUGGAGCAACAUCUUAAUCAACAGGAUGUCAGUUCUGUUACCCAUAAAGACGAAGAUGGAACAGGAAUUGUCAUUGAGGAAGCGGAAAUAGUCGAUUGUGAUGGAGACGCUGUUACUGAUGAUGGAAUGCGUUAUCAAGAAAGUCUUACUUAUCGUGUUGUCCAAGUAAAUGGAGCUGCACCUGGAAGUGAAAUGGAACUUCCUGUAAAUCAAACCGGAACUAAUACGGUUCAAGUUUUAACAUCGCCUCUUAAUGGUCAAUUUUAUGUAAUUGGAAACGCGAAUGACGUUUUUACAACAGCUCAAACUUCAAGAUCUCUCGCUCCCAGGACAGCGACACUACAAUUAGAAACACCUCGAACAUCUUCCACGGGAUUAAAAAAAAGAGAUGAUAGACGAAGAGCAACCCACAACGAAGUCGAACGUAGGAGAAGAGAUAAAAUUAAUAAUUGGAUUGCGAAAUUAGGAAAAAUUAUUCCUGAGUGCAAUUCUCAUUCUAAUAGUAAUGGAAAUGGGAGCAGUGGAGAAGGGAAAACAAAUUAUGAGACUCAGAGCAAAGGCGGAAUUUUAGCUAAAGCUUGUGAGUAUAUAGGAGAAUUAAGAACUGCAAAUCAAAGUCUAGGUCAGUGUUUAAGGGACAACGAAAGAUUGAGACAAGAAGUUGUAGAUUUAAAGCAACUUGUAAUGGAGUUAAAACGAGAAAACCUUCAGCUUAGAUCGCAAUUGACGUCCAAUCCAUCUAAUUCGGAAAUCGCUCAUAUAAGUCCUUGAACAAAAACAAACAAAAAAUUGGUUUGCUUCUUUUCUCUGUAAAUAAUUCAAUAGCGGCAAUUUUUCAAUUUAUUUAGCAUAGCAAAUUAGAUUAUUAUUAUUUUCGUUACGAAAGCCAAGGGAUAUAUUCGACUUUCAGAGAGAAAAAAAACUGCUGUCGCAAGAGUUUAUUAUAUACAUAUAUAUAUAUAUAUUCGAAGCGAUUUUAAUAUGUGUGAAUCGAAAGCAAAAAAAAUGAGAUAAGGCUGUGAAUAUCGAAUGCCGAUUUGCGUUACUCUAUGAGCAGUACAAAUCCAAUUUCAGAUAUCGUUUAUCAUGAGGCUUUAUUUGCCAUUAGAUGGACAUCAUGGUAAAAGUCUAGUAGGCCAUCGGCUUUUCAAAUCAAUUGCAUAUUUUUAUUUUUCUUACUGUUGAAAAGCAGUUAAAUAUUUUUAGAUAAACAAAUUAUUAGGACUGAGCAAAUUUAGAAAUGUAGUUCAAAUACUUACAUAAAAAAAAGAAGAAAAGAAAGAUUAUGUAAAGAAACAAAUUAUAUGACGAGACAAUAGAGAGAAAAAGUCGAAAUAUAAAAAAGAAAAAAAAAUUAUCAAAACCUGUGUGCCAUUGGAAUAUCACAAGCCUAAGGUUUUAAAUUCGUAUCGAGAUAAAAUUAUAAAACUUCAAAGUUAUUCAGAUUUAACUUGUUGAUACAUCAUUCAAGUGUAUGUAAUUACAUGUACAUAAAUAUAUAUGUAAUUCUUACAUGUGUAUAUUUCGGUGAAGUAAUAUAGAUAUAUUGAUUUUAUUAACAAUAAACGUUCUUUAGCGUUUUUGGAUUUCUUUUUUUUGAUUGUUAAAUAUUUAGGAAAAACUUUAUUUGACUACAAGGAAGUAACAAAAUAGCUUUUUUAGUAUGAUGAAUUUUAUGAGCACGUACUAUUAUAGUAAGAAUUUUUCUUUUCUAUAAAAGCAAGGGACAUCAUAUUAUAAAACGUAGAUUUUUAUUUCCUUGUAAUCAUUGUAAAAUCAUUUAAAAAAAUAUUUUUAACUCUCUUUUUGAUGUUUUUAUGUAUUAAUUUUCAAAAUUUCAAAAAAAAAAUAUUUAAUCAUUUUCAGGACAGGGUACAUAAUUAUUUGUUUAAAUGUUUGUUAAUGUUAUUUUUUGUUAUUCUAAUAAGGUUUCGAUUAUAAAAAAAAUAACAACAAACAAUUUUUUCUCCCAAACGCAGAAUAAAAAAAUAGUAAAUUUAUUUUUUUGAAAAAUAGAUUAAUAAUUUUAUAGUUUUUAAUUAUAUAAUGAAAGAAAAAUUGUAAAUUUGUUACACAAAAGUGUUAGGAGAAAUCAUUUUGGAUUCUUAAUAGUUUUAUUCACGUGAUGUUUUUAUUUGACAUAAAUUUACGUUGAUAUUUAUGUUCUUUUCAAAAAUACACAUAAAUAUACAUAAUGUAUAUGUAUUAUAUAUAAAUAAAAUAUUUUCUUUGUAUCAAUGCGACAUCAAAAAUACAAGGCAAUUAAAAUGAUGGAUCGAAAUAUGUAUUAUAUCGUUAAUGUAUAUAUUGCGGGGUUAUUGUUAUAUUAUUAUUAAAAUGAAAUUUAAAAAUU
Messenger RNA from Leptopilina boulardi, 2488 nucleotides. Its product is annotated as upstream stimulatory factor 2-like. The record is from RefSeq and is a predicted model, not a curated record. Gene Ontology annotation, biological process: regulation of transcription by RNA polymerase II. Gene Ontology annotation, molecular function: RNA polymerase II cis-regulatory region sequence-specific DNA binding; DNA-binding transcription factor activity, RNA polymerase II-specific; protein dimerization activity. NCBI's taxonomy places the organism in Eukaryota, Metazoa, Arthropoda, Insecta, Hymenoptera, Figitidae. The transcript is spliced from 5 exons. Bases 127 to 906 code for a protein of 259 amino acids.